AUGCAGCACGUCAACCGACCUGACAGACAAGUGGCAAGGGCAGAUUUCCCCGUACAGAGUAGCAUCCAUGAGCUGUACUACCCUCUCAAAAACAGUUCUAAGUGGUCCGGGUAUCAAAGUGCUGGGUCCCCUCGCUUCUACUCGGAGUACAGCAGUAGGAUUGUGUCAAGAUAUACCGAUGUGUAUUUCAACACCAUUGUCUGCCUCCUGACCACUACUACCGAUAUCCUCGGAUCCGCCUGCUCGAACAUCCUCAACACUGGGCCGUUCGUCGACUUUGGUAUCAUUGCAGAUGUUGGGCCUCAUGGCAACGGCAGUAUUACUGCCGGGACGUCGACAUUCACAAUCCAUGAGAACCCCCAGUAUUCCGGGGGAAUCACCUGCUAUAGAAUGUACGAUGAGGAUGAAUCGUACGUGGUAUGCGAUGAUGUCCUUUUGCCCAACACUAUCCGAUUGAGCCCGAUCAAAGACGACGAGAAGACCCCUUGCUUCAGUAAGCCUGCCGAGAUGAGCUUACAACGGGCAAUGGAGACGGCCCAUGUCAUGGAGACUUUUCCAAUGCCCCCUACUGAGGGAAACUUCUCUAGCACGGUACCUAUAACCAAAUUAGAGGAGCGGCAAACCGGCGCGUGCAAUAUGUGGUCCGUUGCUACAAGGAGACUUGGAGAUGGCAACCCUCAUCAGAACUACUGGCGGAAACAGUUGAGCCCCAAUGCACUGUCGGUGCUUCGAACUCUAAGUCCUGCACCAUUGGGUGGACAGCGUCUGCAAAUGCAGGCCAAUGGAUCUCAGGUGGUUUCCGGUGCAACAGACCUGGACUACUAG
This is a messenger RNA of Aspergillus terreus NIH2624, 825 nucleotides long. RefSeq lists its product as uncharacterized. The record is from RefSeq and is a predicted model, not a curated record. NCBI's taxonomy places the organism in Eukaryota, Fungi, Ascomycota, Eurotiomycetes, Eurotiales, Aspergillaceae. The transcript has 6 exons. Bases 1 to 825 code for a protein of 274 amino acids.